Molecule: messenger RNA, 1977 nt
Organism: Penicillium diatomitis
Lineage: Eukaryota; Fungi; Ascomycota; Eurotiomycetes; Eurotiales; Aspergillaceae
Product: phospholipid:diacylglycerol acyltransferase
Exons: 2
Coding region: 1-1977 (658 amino acids)
Biological process (GO): triglyceride biosynthetic process; lipid storage
Cellular component (GO): perinuclear endoplasmic reticulum; cytoplasm
Molecular function (GO): phospholipid:diacylglycerol acyltransferase activity
Source: RefSeq, a predicted model, not a curated record
AUGCUGCGCCGUCGCGCGGGCAAGGAUGACGCCGCAUCAGGCGAUAAGAGCGAUGAGCAACACAGGCCCAAGUUGAACCGGCUCAAAACUGAAGAAGAUAAGCUACGCGAAGAGUUUGGGGGUGCAAAAGUCAAGCAGCUUGUGAUUCGACCACGAAGCAAGCGUCGCAAUGGGUUCAUCUUUGUGCUCGGCGGACUGUUUGGUGUUUUGGUCGCCCUGUUCUUCGCAAAUCAGCAGGAGGUCAUUAGCCUGGAAUCGCUGAUGGACUUGAAUUUGGAGUCCCUGAUCGAUGUGAUGCCCCAAGGGAUCGUGCGCGACGCGAAGGCCUUUUCUCAACGCGAGCGCGAGGCAGUCAACUAUGAUUCAUUUUCCGUCGGUCUACAUCUUCAGUCGCAGGGGAUUGGCGCCAAACACCCGGUCGUAAUGAUUCCGGGCGUUAUAUCAACAGGGCUCGAAAGCUGGGGAACGAGGGAGAACUCACGCCAGUACUUCCGCCGUCGGCUCUGGGGCAGUUGGACGAUGAUGCGUGCUUUGGUCCUGGACAAAGCAGAAUGGAAGCACCACAUCAUGCUGGAUCGCAAGACGGGUCUUGACCCACCCGGCAUCAAGCUGCGCGCCGCUCAGGGAUUUGAUGCGACGGACUUCUUUAUUACGGGAUAUUGGAUCUGGAACAAAAUCCUCGAGAAUUUGGCGACCAUCGGAUAUGAUCCUACCAACGCCUUCACGGCGGCCUAUGACUGGCGGCUUUCCUAUCUGAAUCUGGAAGUUCGUGAUAAAUACUUCAGCAGACUGAGAUCCUACAUUGAGACUGCGGUCGAGACUGGAGGCGAGAAAAUCUCUCUGGUCUCGCACAGCAUGGGCUCGCAAGUCGUGCUGUACUUUUUCAAGUGGGUGGAAAGCGAGGAUCAUGGCAAAGGUGGCAAAGACUGGGUUGACCGCCAUAUCGCCUCGUGGAUUAAUGUCAGUGGGUGCAUGCUGGGCGCUGUCAAAGGCUUGACGGCCGUCCUGUCCGGCGAAAUGCGAGAUACGGCGCAGCUGAAUGCAUUCGCGGUCUAUGGACUGGAGAAAUUCCUGUCCAAGGAAGAGCGUGCAGAGAUCUUCCGGGCAAUGCCUGGAAUUUCCAGCAUGUUGCCCAAGGGCGGCGAUGCCGUCUGGGGCAACGCCACCUGGGCCCCCGAUGACCAACCUGGGCAGGCGAUGAGCUUCGGUAACCUGAUCAAUUUCCGGGAGACCAACUCAUCUUGGACUCGGCGCAACCUCACCACCUCGGAGAGUCUGCAGUACAUGCUCGAUCAAAGUGAGGACUGGUACCGUGAGCAAGUCCUGAGUAGCUACUCGCAUGGAGUUGCCCACACCAAGCGCGAGGUGGAGGCGAAUGAAAAGGACCCGCGGACAUGGCUGAACCCGCUCGAGGCCCGUCUCCCACUUGCGCCAAACAUGAAGAUAUAUUGCUUCUAUGGCGUUGGUAAACCUACGGAACGGAGCUACUUCUACCAAGAGGAUCUGAACCCCCUGGUGAAUCUCAACGUCAGCAUUGACACGACCGUGACCAUCAACGAAAAGAUCGACCACGGCGUCGUCAUGGGCGAAGGCGACGGGACGGUCAACCUGCUCAGCACAGGUUACAUGUGUGCCAAGGGCUGGCGCAUCAAACGAUAUAACCCCGCUGGGUCGAAAAUCAAAGUCUUUGAAAUGCCUCACGAACCAGAUCGCUUUUCUCCUCGAGGUGGACCCAACACAGGUACGUCGAAAUUCAAAAGCCCCCAAGGAACAUCUCCACUUGCUAUCUGGAAAUAUAAUGCUCACAUUGUUCUUGUUCGCACACAAAUAGGUGACCAUGUCGACAUCCUCGGCCGGUCCUCUCUAAACGACCUCAUCCUCCGCGUGGCCGGAGGUCGAGGCGACGAGAUUGAAGAGACCUACUACUCGAACAUUCGUGAAUAUGCAGACCGAGUGCAGAUCUUCGAUGACGAAUAA